AGAGCAAGGUGCUAGCUGGGACAAGGAACGAUUCUCUGCCUAGGUGGCACUGCCCAGACCACUGGACCCCUCAUGGCAGGGGAGAGCUUUCCUUUCACAUCCUCCACACUGCGUGCUCUCCGCCUGCAGAGAGAGUGGCUGGACUGGGAGGACAGGAGGAGAGCUGCUGCCCAGCAGUGCCGCAGGCACAGGGACCUCCCUUGUCCCCAGGCCCAGCUCCUUAGGCCUCGCCGCUCCUGCCGAGACCCAGCUGUCCACAAUGCCCUGUUCUCUGGGGACCUACAGCAGCUCCAAAUCCUGUUCCAAGAUGAAGACGCUGCCAAUAUGAUUGUGGAGACUGUGAGCAACCAGCUGGCCUGGUCAGCGGAACAGGGAUUCUGGGUGCUGACUCCAAAGACCAAGCAGACGGCACCUCUUACCAUCGCUGUGGCCAGAGGCUACACCGACUGCGCCCGACACCUUAUCCUGCAGGGGGCUGAGCUUGACGCCCGAAUUGGAGGGCGUGCUGCCUUGCACGAGGCGUGUGCCCAAGCCCAUCCCGACUGUGUUCGGCUCCUGCUCACAUUUGGUGCCAAGGCUAAUGUAUCGUCUGAGGAGGGCAUGACCCCCUUGCACCUCUGCACAUCUCCGGAGUCUUUGCAGUGCGCCAAGUUGCUGCUGGAGGCUGGAGCGUCUGUGAAUGUGGCAUCGCAAGAGAGCGAAGUCACGCCCCUGCAUGUGGCUGCAGCUCGUGGCCUGGAACAACAUGUGGCCCUCUACCUGCAGAACGGUGCGGACGUGGCUCUGCGCACCAGCCAGGGAGAGACGGCGCUAAACGCUGCGUGCGCUGGAGCAGAGGGACCAGGCAGCAGCCGGCAGCACGAGGCCGCAGCGCGACAGCUCCUGGAAGCUGGGGCUGAUCCCCAGGCUGCCGGUCGCAAGCGUCACACGCCACUGCACAACGCCUGUGCUAAUGGCUGCGGAGGUCUGGCCGAGCUGCUGCUGCGCCACGGGGCAAGCCCUGGAGUCACCAAUGGGGCAGGCCACACACCAAUGGACUGCGCGCUGCAAGCGGUACAGGACGCCCCCAACUGGGAGCCAGAGGUCCUCUUUGCAGCACUGCUGGACUACGGGGCUCAGCCGGUUCACCCUGAGAUGCUGAAACACUGUGCCAACUUUCCUCGGGCCCUGGAAGUCCUCCUUAAUGCCUACCCAUGUGUUCCAUCCUGUGACCCCUGGGUGGAGGCCGUGCUCCCGGAGCUGUGGCAGGAACAUGAAGCCUUCUACAGCUCAGCUCUAAGCAUGGAAAACCAGCCAAGACAGCUGCAGCACCUGGCACGCUUGGCUGUUCGAGCUCAGCUGGGUAGCCACUGUCGUCAGGCUGCGGCCCAGCUUCCCCUGCCUCCACUGCUCAGAGACUACCUGCUGCUGGGUGUGGAGGGACGAAUCCAGUGAGCGCUGAACUUUCAGCUGCUCCUACACCCAGCCCCGGAAAACCAACCGCUGCCCCCGCUGCCCCCGCUGCCCCCCCCCCCCCCCCCCCCCGCUGCCCCGCUGCCCAGCUUUCUCUGCACUUUGCAUGUCCUCCAGGAGUAGCUUGUCCCUCCACUGACAUCUUAAGCCACCUGCUGAUCUUCAGGCCUUCUCAGCCUGUCCCCAAAGAAACCUUUCACCCACCUGCCAUCAAUAGAUGGCCUCUGUAGCCACCCAAGCGACAAGCAACUGAUCCCAUGCAGUUUCUCCUCACCGCCUAUAUGCCUGCUCUGCCGGUUUCAUAGGGACAGGCCCUUAGUUGGACUUGAUGGCUCAGACCUCUAACUCAGGAGGCUGAGGCAGUAGAAUUGUAGGUUCAAAGCUAGCAAGAUUUUGGGGGAGGGAUGAGGGGACCCUGCCUCCUGGCCUGUGUGUUCUAUCCAGACACUGGGUAGAACUUCAAAGAAUGGUAGUUUUGCUUGGUUUUCUUCUCAGCACUAGGUAUGGAACCCCAGGCUUGACAUACCACGCUGAACAAGUGUCCAGUUACAAAGCCACACUUCUAGCUCUUAAUGAAACCCAUGUCCUGGAGGCUGGCAUGAUCUUUUUUUUUUUUCUCUCUCCACUAAUUUAUUCAUUUUAAAUAUCCUGAUCGCUGCCCCUCCCCUGUCAGAGUCCCUCUCCCCCAUCCUCUUCUCUGUUAAAGCCACAAUUGUGACAGCUCCUUUUAGCUCUUCCCAACCUUCUGGCUAAAGUGAAAACUCAGCAGGGGCCUGGGAUGGAGCUCAAUGUUGAGCCCCUGCCCGGUGUGUGUGAGGCCUAGGCUGGAUCCGGAACGGAACCGGAAAACAGCGAAGCCAACCUUCCACAGUGAGUGACAUCAUUUGGGAGGUGGAAGCCGGAGUUCAAAACCAGCCUGGGCUACAUAAGACCCUGUCUCAAAAAACGAAACGAGAAGAAAAACCUCAACAAGAUGUAGGCAAGAUUCUGUUGGGUCUGUCCUCCGACCUCCUCCGUAUACAGGCCCAGCAACGUGGGCUCAGUAAACUGGUUACCACUUCCAGAACUGAACCCUUCUUGGAAACUGCUUGGCACAGUCUUCCCCACUUUUUGGCCUGGACGACACUCUGUUGGUGAUCCUGAGCUUGAGGCUGUAGUCUUUGAAGAGGCUUUUAUAAUGUGUUUUCCCUUCUGCCCAAAUGUCACAUGGAAUCUUAAUUGGCAGUCACUCUAGAGUGGCUUCGGGGGCCCAGAAAGCUAGAAAGCUGUCCUCUCUUACUUUUGGACCCAGAGACAAAAGUAAGACCACUCAUCCUUAGGAGGAAACAUUUCAAGGCAAGCCAGUUCUAUGAAUACAAAUAAAUAAUUUGUGCAC
This is a messenger RNA of Mus musculus (house mouse), 2827 nucleotides long. It is a transcript of the gene Asb16, whose product is annotated as ankyrin repeat and SOCS box-containing 16. Bases 73 to 1434 code for a protein of 453 amino acids. NCBI's taxonomy places the organism in Eukaryota, Metazoa, Chordata, Mammalia, Rodentia, Muridae. The transcript is spliced from 5 exons. Gene Ontology annotation, cellular component: cytosol. The record is from RefSeq and is marked validated. Gene Ontology annotation, biological process: intracellular signal transduction; protein ubiquitination.